Messenger RNA from Scleropages formosus (Asian bonytongue), 1822 nucleotides. RefSeq names its product forkhead box C1a (gene foxc1a). Lineage: Eukaryota; Metazoa; Chordata; Actinopteri; Osteoglossiformes; Osteoglossidae. The record is from RefSeq and is a predicted model, not a curated record. Gene Ontology annotation, molecular function: RNA polymerase II cis-regulatory region sequence-specific DNA binding; DNA-binding transcription factor activity, RNA polymerase II-specific. The coding region runs from base 239 to 1687 and encodes 482 amino acids. Gene Ontology annotation, biological process: anatomical structure morphogenesis; cell differentiation; regulation of transcription by RNA polymerase II. The transcript has a single exon.
CUUCCUAAUGCUGCCCGUUUCUGCAGGGAGUUUGGGCGGCGGGUGAAAGUGCUCCGCUCACAACAUCCACAGAUUCGCUCACACCUUUGACUCGCGGUCCGAGCAGGAGCCCCGGACACUUUUUUUCGGCCACGCCACGGGGCACAAGCCAGGCAAGCGAGCGGAAAGUGGCGCUGUGCAGCCGCAGCCUCUGGGAAGUCCGUGUUGCGGGAGCCGUGCGGCGCAGCGACGAGGAGAUAUGCAAGCGCGAUACUCGGUCUCCAGCCCCAACUCCCUGGGCGUCGUGCCCUACAUUGGCGGCGAUCAGGGCUACUACCGAGCGGCCGGAGCCGGAUACACGGCCAUGCCGGGCCCCAUGUCUAUGUACUCACAUGCCGCGCACGAGCAGUACCCAGCCAGCAUGGCGCGAGCCUACGGGCAGUACAGCCCGCAGCCGCAGCCCAAGGACAUGGUGAAGCCGCCGUACAGCUACAUCGCGCUCAUCACGAUGGCGAUACAGAACUCGCCCGACAAGAAGGUCACCCUGAACGGGAUUUAUCAGUUCAUCAUGGAGCGAUUCCCCUUCUAUAGAGACAACAAGCAGGGCUGGCAGAACAGCAUCCGACACAACUUGUCCCUCAACGAGUGCUUCGUCAAAGUGCCCCGCGACGACAAAAAGCCCGGCAAGGGCAGCUACUGGACCCUGGAUCCAGACUCCUACAACAUGUUCGAGAACGGCAGCUUUUUAAGAAGAAGGAGACGCUUCAAGAAGAAGGACGUGCUGAAGGAGAAGGAGGAGCGCUCCAUGAAGGAGACGCCGGCGCGGCAGCAGGGUCGCGACCCGGAGCAGGCCAUGCAGAGCUCACAGCCCGUGAGAAUCCAGGACAUUAAGACUGAAAACGGCACCGCAACGCCCCCCCAGGCCGUGUCGCCCAACCUGAACGCCGUGCCCAAGAUCGAGAGCCCGGACAGCAGCAGCAGCAACAGCAGCAGCAGCAGCAUGUCCACUGGAAGCCCCCACAGCAUCCCCUCCAACCGAUCCCUUAGCAUGGACACGCCUGAGCAUCAGCAUCAGCAUCAGAGCCAGGCCCCAGCCCAGGGGUUCAGCGUGGACAACAUUAUGACUUCUCUGCGUGGCUCCCCCCCUCAGGGCGCUGGCGAGCUCAGUUCCAACCUCGUGGCCUCCUCCAGGACAGGUAUCAGCCCGUCUUUGUCUCUUAGCUAUUCUCCCAGUCAGACCUCCAUCUACAGCUCCCCGUGUAACCAAAACGCCGUGUCCACUAGCUCUAACGCGACCUACCACUGUAACAUGCAAGCCAUGAGUUUAUAUCCAGGGGACCGGGCCGGCCCCGGCCACCUGGUUCCUACCAGCUCCGUGGAUGACACGUUACCCGACUACUCUAUCAGCACGAGCACUUCCACUCUGAGCCAUGGCAACGUGAGCUCGGGUCAAGAGGGCCACCACCCUCACCAAGGGCGCCUCACUUCGUGGUACCUCAACCAGGCAGGGGACCUGAGUCACCUGGGUGCCAGCUACCCGGCGCAGCAGCAGAACUUCCACUCGGUGCGAGAGAUGUUCGAGUCCCAAAGAAUUGGCCUGAGCAGCUCCCCGGUGAACGGGAAUAACAGCUGUCAAAUGUCCUUUCCGUCCAGCCAACCCAUCUACCGCACGUCGGGUGCGUUUGUGUACGACUGCAGCAAAUUCUGACCCAAAUGACUCUGUCCUCCUCUUUGUACAAAGAUCAAAGAUAAUUUUACAGAGAUCUUUAGCUGCCUGAAUGGACUAACGUGGUGCGGGAAAGAACACGUACAGCUUUGCUUUAUUACAGUGUUGCUACACAAU